This is a messenger RNA of Dreissena polymorpha, 3159 nucleotides long. RefSeq lists its product as uncharacterized. Lineage: Eukaryota; Metazoa; Mollusca; Bivalvia; Myida; Dreissenidae. The coding region runs from base 554 to 1804 and encodes 416 amino acids. The transcript has 5 exons. The record is from RefSeq and is a predicted model, not a curated record.
GUUGCAUUGAACAGAGUGGUUGUAUGGCUGUUAUCGCUUAUACUAUACGAUACGUUGUUUAGUGCGUAUUAAAAUCAUUCAGGAAGUGUUAAUCAUCCAGAUGACUGAAAAAUACAUGUGACUUAUCUACUAUGGUUACAAAGUUAGAAUGGGUUUAAACAAUGCAUUGGAUAUUUGGAUAUAACUCAAUGUGAGCAUUUAACAUAGGUUAGGAUUAUAUUUUGUCAAAUAUACUGUUGCUAUCAGGUUGCAGUAAUAUUGUAUUCGCUUGUCCUGAAGUUUAAAUAAAUUGUGUCGGUAAAAAUUCUUGUUAUAUAGGCUUCAAGCAUACUCUAUGACGUGAUGGUGUAAUUUAUUCAAUUAUAGUUCAUAAAUUACAUGGUGUUUAUCUAAUUGUCAAACCAUUGAAGAGUGCGCUAAAUAUACCUGAGGUAAUACAUAGAUAGUUCAAUAUUACAAACAAUGCAUUUAACAAACGUUUGAGAGAACUGUUGGUUCGAUUUAAUGAGGUAACACUUUUAAAGCUACGAACAACAUCUGAAAUAGACUUAACAUGUCGGACAGUCUGGAUGACAACUAUCACACACCGGAUGAGACUCUGUUGGAGGCGGCGUCAGGCAGCGACAUCCCCAUUAUAGUCCGCAUCAAUGAGACGUAUCAAAACGAGGACUAUGACGACUCAGGUUGGUUUGAGGACGGCUUAGAGAUAAUGGUCGAAGGGGUUCGCUCGAUCGCUUACGCCCGAAUACGGGUUUUAGAUGUACAUAACGAGAAAGACGCGCAAAAGGCGCACUAUGACGAUUUCGUGGGGGAGAGGCAAAUGUUCUUGGAUCAGGUGUACCUUAUACCUAUGAACGUCCCUUUGAAAUUGAAACGUGUCACCAGACCAGGGAAAUCAACAAAGUAUACUUCAAUCGCUCAGGUUAUAGAAGAUAUGCCGACGAAGCUUCUGGUCCACAAAGAUGUGAUUUCGAUCCCGCCCGGCGGCGGUCAGAACACUUUGGUUCCGGCCAACACGGUACUCACAGUUAAGCGCGUGUUUACGUGCUCUAUUGACACGGCGCAAUAUCUCCAGUGCUCGUUCCAAUCCAAGCACGUGUCAUUCAAGGACACAUUACGCGUGCAGUUCAGCGCCAUCGGCGACGACUCUCUUUACACAAUGCGCUACUUGCAGAUGGCCAACGUGUUUCCCACAGUGUUCGAGUUUCAGAAUCCCAAACCAGACGACGUUGUGCACUACGUAAACUACGAGGCAAAUGUUGCGCUCACAGUUGCGGAAGGUCCGCUGGAGCUGCUGGGUACAGAGCACCUAAACGUUGUCAUCGCCUGGAAACGCCAACACGAAGCAAAAUCUUACAGUACGUUGGUCAUACCAGAGUCUCGCGCUAGAACGCUGAUGGUUCAGAAACAACAUUUUGAUGACAAAUUUACUAAGAACAACUAUAUGCAGAGAAAGUAUACGGCUUGCACACAUCUGGAUUUUGUCUCCGACAAGUUGUAUUUAAUACCGCAGGAUCCACCGAACGCUGUGUGUCUGAAAAGUCCAAAUCUUUUCUUCUACGACCCAAAAGCAUGUCGACUUCGCGUGGCAAAAGACGGCAUUACAUUCAAUCCCUCCACGGAUGAAGAAUCAUACGACAGCGACUACGCGGAAAUAGCGCCCCCUAUACCAGAACGAAUUCCAAUCAUCUGUCCUCAGGCCUCGGAGAUCGCUAAGAAGAAAAUCGGCCUGUUUCACAACGUUCACAUGGAAAUCAAGAGCUUGUUCAAGAAACGUUUUAAAAGUCGACGUCGCAAAAGAUGAGGAGAACAAAUGAGAGAACCAGGCGGGUAUCUUAGCAAUCCCAUGUACAGGCGUUCACAAUCUAUGCCAGACAAUCGAAUAGACGAAUCAGACAACAACGCAACCGAAAACGACAGACUAAAAAAAAUUCAGUACCAUGGGGUUACGAAGACCCCCGGCCCCACCCCCAGAGAGCGCUGACUCCCAACAAAUCACGAUAUCUGCAAAAAGCGUUUUAGCAACAUCGAGUAUAUCAAACUCGAAGUCUCCAAAUGAGCCAGGCUCUUCACCAACAACACGCGCUCAAUCUGAAAUGAACCCCCUGCCAGAAAUAGAAGCUCCAGGAUGGAUUUCAUCCUAGAGCGUGUAUCAAUGAUACAUUAGGAGUCAAACUAACCGAGAUAAUAAUUACAAUAUUUUAUUACUGCAGCAAGUGCAAUUACCUUAAUUAUUAUAUAUUAAACGUCUUAAAAUCAUAUGGUUUUAUUCCUUAAGAUUAUUUAAGUACAUAUAAUUAACACUCUUCAAUUCAACACUUGACCAAUGCGCUUGUAUAAAAAUUAAAUGUUAGAUCCUUUGAUUUUUGUUGGUACAUAACAAUAUGCUUCUUGUGACGAUUAACUAUGCCUAUUGCAUAAAGCUUUACUAGUAAAUGCACAAUGAGUGCAUUAAUAAAUUGAUAAUGUGUAAAAUAAAGUCUUUUUUCCCCGUACAGUUGCACAUGAAAAAUGGUAGUCAACACGUAUGUUUUUAUACUUACGUCCUUUUCCGCCUGUAUGCGAAGACAAUUAGGUAUUUUCUCUGCAAGUAAUCUUUAACAGUAAUACAAGUCAUGACAGUUGGAGUAAAUGCAAAACAAUUAACAAAAUUAAUAAAUUUGUAUUGUUAUGAUUAACAUUUACAGUGUACUAGGUAUGUAUGGUUGUAGAUUUAAUGAACGGUCAUGUUUAUUCAUAAAAAUGAGCAUUUCCUUGUAUAUUUUCACACAAAUUCCUUUAUAUUUUUACCACACUGUGCAAUGUCCGAACUGGUAAUUAGAAUUUUUUUAUUUGUUUAAUAUAUUAUUUUCUUUUAAUUGUAAUCAAAUGUAUUAUGACGCAAGAAAGUAUGUUAAUCAUAAAAAGUAAAUAAUGGUGUUAACAUUUUGUAAACAUGAUAUAGACUUGUUGUGAUUAUCUGCGAAUCUUUAAAAAAAAUCUUAUGUUUUGGAUGACAUUUUGAAGUCAGUCUUUCACUCGUAGCAAAAUGUAAAAGUCCUUGGAACUUUUAUGAUCAUACUGUUGUAAGCAUUACCAUUUAGCUAUUUACCAGUAGCCAAAUCAGAGAUCGCCCCGCCCACUCUGUUUUGUUUACAUUAAAUGCUUGUUCCUCUCCUC